Messenger RNA from Acanthosepion pharaonis, 1461 nucleotides. Lineage: Eukaryota; Metazoa; Mollusca; Cephalopoda; Sepiida; Sepiidae. The record is from the annotation of a GenBank genome assembly.
AUGAGAGGAGGGUGUUACCUUUCGGGGCUUAUACCUUAUAUUGCUUCCGGUCAACAAACACCAAGAACCCGAUUACGGUCUCUUACUGACCGAAAGUUAGGGGUCAAAUUCAAUACAUGCCUUUUCCCAUACUUAUCAAUCUGUUCAUAUCUAUCUAUCUAUCUAUCUAUCCGUUCAUAUCCAUCUAUAUAUGUAUCUAUCAGUUUGUUCAUAUCUAUCUAUCUAUCUAUCUAUCUAUCUAUCUAUCUAUCUAUCUAUCUAUCUAUCCGUUCAUAUCCAUCUAUAUAUGUAUCUAUCAGUUUGUUCAUAUCUAUCUAUCUAUCUAUCUAUCUAUCUAUCUAUCUAUCUAUCUAUCUCUAUCUGUCUGUCUCAGUCCGUUGUCUGCUCAUAUCUAUCUAUCUAUCUAUUUAUUUAUGUAUCUCAGUCUGUUCAUAUUUCUCUAUCUAUAUAUCUAUCUAUCCGUUCAUAUCUAUCUAUAUAUGUAUCUAUCAGUUUGUCCAUAUCUAUCUAUCCGUUCAUAUCUAUCUAUCUAUCUAUCUAUCUAUCUAUCUAUCUAUCGAUCGAUCUAUCUAUCUAUCUAUCUAUCUGUCUUCUGUUAAUAUCUAUCUAUCUAUCUAUCUAUCUAUCUAUCUAUCUAUCUAUCUAUGUAUGCAUCUCAGUCAGUUCAUAUCUAUCUAUCUAUCUAUUUAUCUAUCUAUCCCUUCAUAUCUAUCUAUAUAUGUAUCUAUCAGUUUGUUCAUAUCUAUCUAUCUAUCUAUCUAUCUAUCUAUCUAUCUAUCUAUCUGUCUCUAUCUAUCUAUCUCUCUAUAUCUCUCUCCGUCUGUCUAUCUAUUUAUUUAUCUAUCUCAUCUGUUCAUAUCUAUCUAUCUAUCUAUCUAUCUAUCUAUCUAUCUAUCUAUCUAUUUUAUCUUCCAAACCUUCCUUCCUUCCUUCCUUCCUUCCUUCCGUCCGUCCAUCCUUCCGUCCUUUCUUUCUUUCUUUCUUUCUUUCUUUCUCAUAGUCCAUCCUCUUAAUCUCCUUCCUUCUAUUUGGUCGUUCUUUCUUUCUUUCUUUCUUUCUUUCUUUCUUUCUUUCUUUCUUUUUUUUGGCCUUCCUUCCUUUCUUUUUCUCUUUUUUCUUUUUUUUUCUUUCAAAAAUUUUCUUCCUUUUUCAUCUUUUUUUUUAUUUUCCACUUAUUAUAUAUAUUAUAAUAUUCUUUCUUCCUUUUUUCUUUCUUCCUUUCUUAUAAAAUUUAACGCUUCUUUCUUUCUUUCUUUCGAUCUUUCUUUCUUUCUUUUACUUUCCACAAUUUUUUUCUCUUUUCGAGUUAGCUAUUCUUUCUUUCUUUCUUUCUUUCUUUCUUUCUUUCUUUCCACAAUUUUUUCUCUUUUAGAGUUACCUAUUCUUUCUUUCUUUUUUCUUCCUUCCUUGCUUCCUUUCUUUCUUUCUUUCUUUCUAAGUCUGAGCAUUUUAUUUCAAUGA